AUGUCCCCAGCUCGUAUCGGUAUUGUUGGUGGUGGGCCAGGAGGUCUCGCAACAGCCAUGAUUCUCUCAGCCAAAGGCUUCCAAGUAACACUCUUUGAGAAAUCUCCAAUAGUAGGAGGAAGAACCAGCUCUUUACAAGUGGGUCAUUCAAAAUUCGACUUGGGCCCAACGUUUCUGAUGAUGAAAUUCGUACUCGAUAAGGUUUUUCAAGAUUCAGGAAAGAACUCUUCCAAUUAUAUGAAAUUUCAACGAUUAGAUCCCAUGUAUCGUCUGCAAUUUAAUAAGGACAAGUAUAUGGAUUGUUAUGACUUUUCUCAACGGGACAAAAUGAUACAAGAAUUGAGGAGAGUCGUUCCCGAAGAUGUUUCAGGUUAUGAACGAUGGUCGGAGUGGGAAUCAAAACGAUAUGAACAUUUAAUUCCACUCCUUCAAAAAUCCUAUUCCUCUCAUAGUGAUAUAGUGAGCAUGCAUUCAGUUAAGGCUCUACCUUAUAUGCAGUUCCCAAAAUCAUUGCAUGAAAUGUUAGGAGAUUUUUACAAAAAUCCAUUGAGCAAAUUGUCGUUUAGUUUUCAAUCCAAGUAUUUGGGUAUGAGUCCGUUCACUUGUCCAGCGUAUUAUGGAAUUAUUGCUUUUGUAGAGCAUGCUUUUGGUGUUUAUCAUGUCGAAGGUGGACUUUCGGAAAUUCCUCGAACGAUGGCCAUGGCUGCUUCUGAAAAUGGAACCACUUUGAAAUUGAAUACGCCUGUGACAGAAUUAUUGAUCGAUCAGCGCUCUAGAACAGUGAAAGGGGUCAAGGUUAAGGAAAAUGGACAGGAAGAAAAUGAAUACUAUUUUGACGAGGUAGUUCUUAAUGCAGAUUUUCCGUACGCAGUUCAUCAAUUAAUUCCAAACGCAGAAAACCUAUUGAGACAAUGGAAACCAAGCAAAAUUGCAAAGAAGAAAUUCUCAUGUUCCACAUUUAUGAUGUAUCUUGCCCUUGACAAGGAAUAUCCAGAAAUUCAACAUCAUACCAUUUCAUUUGCAGAUGAUUAUUCAGCGAACUUGAAAGCCAUUUCAGAGGGUUACAUGACCGACGACUUAUCCAUUUAUGUGAGAAAUUCAUGCGUGAAUGACAAGACAGUAUCACCAAAAGGCAAAUCAGGUUUAUAUGUUCUUGUUCCAAUUCCAAAUCUCAUGGACAGUCAAGGAAAGAUAGAUUGGACCAAUCACAACACAAUGUGUUUAAUGGGUCUGUUUUUUCACUCUCACAUAACCUGCUACAAAUGUUAA
Messenger RNA from Naegleria lovaniensis, 1269 nucleotides. RefSeq lists its product as uncharacterized. Gene Ontology annotation, biological process: carotenoid biosynthetic process. Gene Ontology annotation, molecular function: oxidoreductase activity. The record is from RefSeq and is a predicted model, not a curated record. Bases 1 to 1269 code for a protein of 422 amino acids. NCBI's taxonomy places the organism in Eukaryota, Heterolobosea, Eutetramitea, Acrasida, Naegleriidae. The transcript is spliced from 2 exons.